Effrenium voratum is the source of this 1944-nucleotide messenger RNA. The record is from the annotation of a GenBank genome assembly. Lineage: Eukaryota; Dinophyceae; Suessiales; Symbiodiniaceae.
CUUGAGCAAGUCAUUGGAGAAUCAAUCAACGAGCGCAGGAAGCGCACUGCGGCAGGUUGGCUGAAGUGAGAAACCACGCCAUGCUGGCCAAGGGUCAGACUGUGGGCGUCUGGAGUGCAUCUGCUCAUCAGUGGAUCUCAGAUGGUCUUGUGACAGAGGUUUCAUGGUUGUUGGGAAACAUUUUACAUGUUUGCUUCUUGUGGUUUGGUUGAACUCCAACUACUUAGCUGCCAAGAUUUUAAAAGUGUUGCUCCCCUUCCAACGUCAACCCUCUCGGGCUACGGAACUGAGCUACCUGGCGCCGUACACGUGACUUACAAGGGCCUGACCAAAUGGGUCUUCCCAGAGGUGUGGGUGUCCUUGUUCGGGACCUUCGUUGCGUUUUCGAGGAAAAGCCCACGAAAGAGCCGAAGAAGAUUUGGGGGUGGCCUCAAGAAAAAAAAUGGUCGGUCUCCUCUUCGGGACUUUCCUUCCCUUUUGCCAGGCCAAGUGCGCUCUUGAUUGCCAGGCGUCCCAGCUCCGUCCGGACGCCGAGUCCUAGGCCGCCCUCCUGGAAGGCGCUGAGGUUUCCGUGCGGAGCGCUUCGCAGAAGGCGUGGUACCCUGGCCGGGUGGCGUAGGUGCUGGCAAAGGCGUCGCUGGUUGAGGGGCAGGAGCUCCCUUCCGGCGGGUGCGCGUUUCCUACGAUGCCGGCAAACUGGAGAAGUGGAUCUUGCCCUCAGACAUCCCGAGCCUCUUGCGGCUUCAGAGCACGUUUGCGAAAGCGUAUGAUUUGAUGGACCGUCCCAGCAAAGCGGUGAAGGUGUUGCCCCUCACUUGCCUCAAAACAACGGACGAGCACGGCACAUGCGGGCCAGGCUGCGAUGCCGGCUGCCCCAAUCUCCACGCCAACACCACGCCCUGUGCCCUGCGGGGCUGGUGCGAAGCUGAAGUGCAGUGGUCGGUCAUGCGUACCAAGAACUACCGGCAGAUCUUCACAUCGAGCUCGACGAAGCACGGAUUCGGCAAUCUCGAUGAAUUUACCAAGGCGCCUGUGUGCCCCGAGGAAUUUCGGGCCAAGUGCAAGGGGAGCUUGAAGUUCACCCAUCGCGGGAAAGAUGAAGAGCAAGUGCUGCAAUUGCAAGAGCACGUUUUUGGGUUGAAGGCUCGGAACAACACCAAUUUGAAGUUCAAGCGACUGCCUUUGGAAGAAGUGAGGGUGUUGGCGCGGGCGUUGCCCUGCUACACUCGGCUUUCGCAUGUUGCCUUGCAUCAGAGCGUGCUCUCAGCGGAAGCAACGCAGAGUUUGCUGAAGCCCUUGCCCUCCAGCCUCCUGAAACUGACCCUGGCAAGCGGGAUGGAUUGCGCAGCUCGGCUUCUGGCAGACGCUGUGACCAACCUGAAGUUGAAAGUGCUGAACCUGGAGAACAACAAGAUAGGGGAGGAGGGAGCCAUGGCCAUUGCCUGGUCCUCCAGCUCUUUGGAGAUCGUGGACUUGUGAGGCAAUCCGCCGUGGACGGCUCCUGUCGAUCUGUUUGUGCGGGCCUGGGAGAAGAAUGCCUGCGGGUGCUGCGCUUGCCGCCGGCUGGCCGAACCUUCAGAAGCUCAUUGAGACUUCCAGCGACCAGACGCACCUGGUACGGAUCGGCGAAGGCGAGGACCGCGACAUCGCGAUGCCUGACUACUCCCAUCUGGCGGUCUUCUUCCGACGAGCCGGGAGAUUCCGCGCGUGGAACCGAACCCGCUGGGAUAGUCGAGGGAGUCUUCGGAUGAGGAGCCGGAUGACAUGCAGCCGAUCGCCUGACUAAGUUAGCUUUGGCUCCAUCCCAAUUUUCCACAAGUGUUUAUCGUCUCAUAGUUUGAACGCUUCGGGUCAGAGGUGAACUUGAGACAAGCUCCUGACCUGCUUUUUCACAAUUCUGCCAGCCAAUGCUGGGUUUACCUUUUCACAUGGCCAACCCACAGG